AUGUCUGUCAACUGGUGUGAAACCUGUCGAAAAUACACCAACAACUGCGGCUGCUCCACCAACGCAAACCAGGGCACAGGCCAAUUCGUCGGCGGCUUCUACGUCAUUCGGGGAGAGAACUCCGACGCGCUGGAGGGUUCAGGCGGCGGCUCGUCUUCGAACGGCUCAAGGGCUAAUGGUAACGGGACCUCCAAUGGACGCUCGAACGGACAGUCGAACGGCAGCUCCAAUGGAGCUUCGAACGGAUCCUCAAGGAGACAGUAA
Messenger RNA from Pyricularia oryzae 70-15, 264 nucleotides. RefSeq lists its product as uncharacterized. The record is from RefSeq and is a predicted model, not a curated record. The transcript is spliced from 2 exons. NCBI's taxonomy places the organism in Eukaryota, Fungi, Ascomycota, Sordariomycetes, Magnaporthales, Pyriculariaceae. The coding region runs from base 1 to 264 and encodes 87 amino acids.